AUGGCAGGCAGGGAAGAGACACCAAAAGAGAUCCACCCGCAGCGUCUGUUAGCAGCAGCAUCACUCCAGUUCCCGUCUCAGAGGAAAGAAAAGCCACUGCUUGCCGUAGCCUCGGAGGAGUCCCAUUCUUACUCGGACUGUUCCAGUCCUGCUGAUGUCACACAAAGAAAGGAUACAUCUCCCCUUUCCACCAAUAUUCUUGCUGCAGCUCCGCUACCCUGUCCACCUUUCAAGAAGCCACUCCUGGACGGAUGGGAUCAGCCAAUGGACAGCGCUUGUGACAAGCGAGUGGAGGAGCAAGAUGAAGAUAGCCAGAUUCCCCAUGACCACCGUUGUGCUGCUCUUACCAGUGACAUCUGUGAAAUACUUCUGGCAGAGCUGCCCUACCAAGACUGUAUGAGCACUGUGGCAGCAUUCAUAUUGGAGAGAGAGGUCGCUGGUGGACAGAGCCCCUGUGGGGAGACAUAUGAGCUGGUUGCCCUGGGAACAGGAGACGUUUGCUUUGAGGGCUGGAUGGAGUUCAGUGGCAGAGUCCUCCAUGAUAUGCACGGGCUGGUGGUGGCCCGCAGGGCACUGAUGAGGUACUUCUACAAGCAGUUGCUUAUGUUCUGCAGCAACGACCCUGCAGCCAUUGAGAGAUGUAUCUUCUGCCUCACAGAGGAUGGAGUGCACCUGGCUUUGAAACCAAAAUUCUUUCUGCAUCUCUAUCUGAGCCGCAGGCCCAGUGGAGCUUUGGAGAACUUCCAUGUGACGUCACAGCCGCAUCCAUCUGUCGAACCCCACGUCAGUGUGAAAGGCAUGUUGAGGCCGGUGGCCUACUGUCGUCCCAGCACGCUGGCCACCCAUGUCUGCUGCGUGUCCGGCAGUGACAAGCUCACCCGCUGGACCGUCUUGGGUGUUCAGGGGGCCCUCCUGAGCCAUAUCAUCCACCCUGUCUACAUCACCAGCAUUGUCCUGGCUGACCCAUACCAAGACGAUGCCAUCCUCCACCAGGUCAUUAAUGACCGGUUGCAGCUAGCCGAGGAAGGCUUGCCGAAGCCCUACUGUCAGAAUCCUGUGCACCUCUUUGAAGGCCCCAGCGUUGCCUCUCUCAGCGUGCCGCCCAAGUGUCACUCCUUAAGCCUCAACUGGUGUGGUGGAGAUGAAGCCCUGGAGCUUGUGAAUGGGGCUUUCGGGAAGGCAGCAAGAGACAUUGUGAGCCCGGAAGGACUGUAUCGCCCCAGCCGGCUUUGCAAGGCUGCAAUGCUGAAGUCCUUCAGGAAAGUGGCGAAGGGGAUGAACAGAGAGGAUCUGCCCAUACUGGCCACUUACCACGAAGCCAAAGUUCAAGCAGAGGCCUAUCAGAAGGUCAAGCAGCAGGUGUAUGCCCAGCUGAGCUUGCAAGAUUUUGGCAGAUGGUCCCAAAAAAGGCUUGUGGACAUGUUUGCCAGCUAAGCUGCUGCUAGCAGGUUAAAGACCUUCCAGGCUUUAGAGGAAUAAAGAACAGAGGCUGUUUGCUCAGGCGAGUGAAGUUCUUGAAUCUUGUUGCCUUCUCUGGGAAGAUGGGGCUAGAAGUUUUAAAAUAAUUUGUUUCCAUAAUGUCUCUUCAGAAGGGCUGUUCCCUGUGUUGCAGUAGGAAGUGUGUGGGGGGGGGUUAAGUUAUCACAGGUAUUUAAGUUUGUAUAUGGGGAAGCUUGUGGGUUCCUCCUUUUUGUUUGUGCCCCCAUCAUUUAACGCACACACAAUGGUAUGAGAAAGAUACUCGGUGGAAGCUAGCACACCUCUGAAGAUCUUUUUUUUUUAAUGCACAUUUUAAUCUCUUAGGACAUGCAAAGAGCAAAAGUCUCCAAGUUUUGUUACUGAGGGUUAGAUUUUUGCCUUUUUUAAUCUUAAGGAACGGUUUUAAGUUUUUCCUCUUUGCACUUAGAUGUUUUCUUUGCUUAACAGUUAAUGGAAGAGCCAGUUAAGCCGUCCAGGCCUGCCAAACUAAGCUGCCAUAUGACCUUUUUCUUUCCCAGCUGUUUAGCUUUCAGUGCUCCCAUUCUGUUUCUGAGGGGGAGUUGAGUGAGAAAUUAACACAUUUCAAUUGAGCUUAUUGAGUGGAUAUUGAGUCUGCUACUUGUGUAAAACAAUCUUUGCUAGCCUUGAUCUCAGUAAAAGAAGUGUUGACUUAGAAACUUGUGUAGCAUU
Messenger RNA from Eublepharis macularius, 2169 nucleotides. It is a transcript of the gene ADAD2, whose product is annotated as adenosine deaminase domain containing 2. The record is from RefSeq and is a predicted model, not a curated record. Gene Ontology annotation, biological process: RNA processing; adenosine to inosine editing. Gene Ontology annotation, cellular component: nucleolus; cytoplasm. The coding region runs from base 1 to 1434 and encodes 477 amino acids. The transcript is spliced from 9 exons. Gene Ontology annotation, molecular function: double-stranded RNA adenosine deaminase activity; double-stranded RNA binding; tRNA-specific adenosine deaminase activity. Lineage: Eukaryota; Metazoa; Chordata; Lepidosauria; Squamata; Eublepharidae.